CGGGCAAGCGAAGCCCUAGUCCCGCCCGGCCGCGGCCAUUAUUGUUUGGGGUUGGAAAACCACGCCCCUCCUGGCAGUCACCGCCUUAAGUGCGGGCAAGGGGAGCCCCCGCCCAGCCAACCGGUGACGCCAAAGCGGCGGGGCUUCCCUCGUGACGUUACAUGCUGCUAUUGGUCCGCUGCGCCUCGCCCCGCCCCACCCUCUCCUUCUUCAUCCCUCCCCUAGCGCCGGGGCGACCCCGAACUCGGGGCAGCGCGGACGGACGGAGCGAGAGACCCGGGCCCGGCCAUGCCGCCCCCGUGAGUAUGUUCCGCCUCGAGGAGUUCCCGGAGGAGCCUCCCAUAGCUGAGCCGCCACACUGGGGGGUCCCCAUCCCUAGAGGUUGUCGGGGGUCCCCCACCCCCGCACUAACACCCGCCCGUCCGGCAGACCCCCGCACCCGCCUGCCCUCGGCACCCUCCGCAGCGGAGCCCACCGAGCCGGGGACCCCCCAGUUUCGGGGGCGCUCGCGGUCGGCCCCCCCGGUUCUCUGGGCCGCGGCCCGGUUCGGCCGGGAGCUGCGCCGGAUGAGCGAUGAGUUCGACGUCGUCCUGCAGGUUUGGGGGGGAGCGGGGUACCCCUAGUAUGCAGG
This is a messenger RNA of Alligator sinensis (Chinese alligator), 631 nucleotides long. It is a transcript of the gene BAD, whose product is annotated as BCL2 associated agonist of cell death. The record is from RefSeq and is a predicted model, not a curated record. Gene Ontology annotation, biological process: apoptotic process. The transcript is spliced from 3 exons. Bases 162 to 623 code for a protein of 153 amino acids. NCBI's taxonomy places the organism in Eukaryota, Metazoa, Chordata, Crocodylia, Alligatoridae.